GCUGUUCAAAAACUAAUGAAUGCAAAAGAGAGGAAGUUCGACCUGCUUGUCAUGGAAUACUUCUUCAUGAACGAUUGCUUCUUAGUUUUCUCACACAAAUUCAAUGUACCCGUGGUCGCCUUGUCUUCUGUUGGAGGAUUUCACUGGGUAACAGAUGCAGUUGGCGAGCUAUGCACGCCAUCAUACAUUCCUGAUAUUUUUAGCGACUAUACAGACCACAUGACUUUCUGGCAGCGUUUAGAAAACACCGCGGCUCUAACGUACGCAAGGUACGUUUAUAACUAUCACUACUUACCGAAAAUCGACGAAAUUAUCGAGAAAAAUUUCAAAGAUCCUGCGAUGCCUCGGCUGUCAGCUCUGAGAGCCAACACGUCACUGAUAAUCGUUCAAAGCCACGUGAGCUUCAGUUAUCCCCGACCUCACUUACCCAAUGUGAUUGAGACCGGCGGAAUGCACAUCCAGCAACCAAAGGCACUACCACAGGACUUAAAGAAUGUAAUGGACAACGCAAGAGACGGAGUAAUAUUCUUCAGCAUGGGAUCUUUAAUAAAGAGUGCAGAUUUUCCACAGGAGUGGGUUCAAACCUUCCUCACAGUCUUUUCUAAACUGAAGCAACAGGUUCUGUGGAAAUGGGAGAACGACACCAUGUCUGGGAAACCAGCAAAUGUGCAUCUGAGAAAAUGGUUUCCGCAGUCUGACUUGCUAGGUCACAAAAACGUGCAGCUUUUCAUCUCCCAUGGGGGACUGCAGAGCUCCUUGGAGGCGACCGCUCGAGGUGUUCCGGUGAUUGGUAUGCCAGUUGCUGCCGAGCAGCGCUAUAACGUCCAGAGGAUCGCCAGCUAUGGAUACGGCAUCAGACUAGAUCUGCAGAACAUCAGUGUUCAGUCGGUGGAGUGGGCUGUUAAUGAAGUUUUAAACAACCCAACGUACCGCGAGAACGCUAAGCUGCGGUCCCGCCUGUUCUGGGACCGUCCAGAGAGCCCUGUGGAGACGGCCGUGUACUGGACAGAGUACGUGCUGAGGCACCGGGGCGCCCCCCACCUGCGCAGCGCCGCCCUCCACCUCAGCUGGUACCAGUACCUCCUGCUGGACGUCGCUGCCCUGCUGCUGUCUGGAGCGCUCCUAGUUCUCACAAUCGCUGUCGUGGCAGUCAGGACACUCUACAGGCUAAUCACAGCCAGAACUUCUGCGUCACACGAACAGAAGAAAAAGAAAACAACGAAGAAGGAAUGAAGAAGUCUGCAGCUAAUGGUGUCACGCCUCUAUGUACUCUCGGAACCCAACGUAAAUAGGGCCAGCACCUGGCGACACACUGCGUCCGCCAUGUUUUGGAGGCUACUCACAACACUGGCCGUUUAGUCUCCAUGCGUUUUCAGAGCAAACUUGUUUCUGUCCUCUUUGACAUGUCUCUUAAUUCAUUGUUUGACAUUAUUCUGCUGGAUCGUGGGUAUCUCGACAUUCUAGUCACUCAUAAGACUAAUGGUAGGUGGGUAGACAGAUGAAUGGUCACCAACCAAUGUAGUAUUGAGAAACCGGGAAGUGCUUUUAACACUGACAUUAUGCUAUUAUACUGCUCUUUAUGCGUUUAUUAAUUUCCCGUUGUCAACGUCUGUAGUGGAGAGAGAGAGACAGCACGAGACAAAUAUGACAUAACAAACACGUUAACUGUGAACUUUCUGAUUUAAGUACUUAGUGAUGAAUACAUCGCAGAAGUCUUGUGUAAUUAA
Messenger RNA from Schistocerca piceifrons (Central American locust), 1727 nucleotides. RefSeq names its product UDP-glycosyltransferase UGT5-like. Gene Ontology annotation, molecular function: UDP-glycosyltransferase activity. The transcript has 4 exons. The record is from RefSeq and is a predicted model, not a curated record. The coding region runs from base 16 to 1233 and encodes 405 amino acids. Lineage: Eukaryota; Metazoa; Arthropoda; Insecta; Orthoptera; Acrididae.